Messenger RNA from Alternaria alternata, 525 nucleotides. RefSeq lists its product as hypothetical. The coding region runs from base 111 to 392 and encodes 93 amino acids. The transcript has 2 exons. Lineage: Eukaryota; Fungi; Ascomycota; Dothideomycetes; Pleosporales; Pleosporaceae. The record is from RefSeq and is a predicted model, not a curated record.
UAUUCAUGCGAUAAACUCUGAGGCUGGAAAGCUGUAUCAUCAUUCGCUCGAUCAGCAUAUCCAACAUCGCUUAUACAACUGUGCCGCAACGUCAUUCAAAACGUGAUCUCAUGAUGGGGCCAAAACUAAGAAUAAGCCUAGCUGCAUAUGUUUUAAUACCACAGCGGCAACGAAAUACGCUAGCCCAGCCAUGCGGCCACACCCAGCGGCUAUACACAAGCUCUGAACGGCUGCACCCACACUGGUGCUCCGGCCUGACAGCUCCCGAGGCCUGCGCCGCACGCAGGUGUCCUGGAAAUGGCCUUCAGCCGCCUCUCUUGGCACGCUUCUUGAGAGGUCGGGCUUGGUCCUUGCGGCUAGCUUGUGCGAUGAAUGGUGGGUUGGCUCGGUAAUGCACCGAUUUCCAGAACGAAGGCAUAGUUUGCAUGUACGCCGCAGUAACAACUGUGUUUGAUGUUUCGAGCCUACUCCAAUCACGGAAGUGGUCUGUGGAGGCUUAUACCGCAGCUGAAUGUCGUUAUAGUA